AUGGAUAUCAUAGAUUUUAAUAAACCAAACACUGUCAAGAAGGUGAAAGUUGUCAAGAAGGUUGUUACUUAAGCACCUGUAGUCAAUAAAUAAUAAUAGAAUAAAGACUAUUACAAUAAGGCAUUAGAAAGAAUCAUUCAAUUAUUAAAGGAAAACAACCCAUCCUUAGCCACUCAGACUAACAUUUAGCUUGAAAAACCCUAGAUUGAUAAAUUGGGAACGAAGAAAACUUUGUGGAAGAACUUUGACGCCAUUUGUGUGUAAAUGAAUAGGUAUUUUCUUAUAGAAUUGGGUACUGAAGGAUCAUAAGCAGACGAGAAAUUGAUUAUCAAAGGAAGGUACACAAGUACUUAAAUCGAAACACUCAUUAAAAAAUAUUUGUAUGAGUACGUCUUGUGUUCAUUGUGCAAAAGUUCAGAUACUACAUUAAUCAGGGAUGUCGAGUCAAGACUCUACAGUAAAGAAUGCAAAAAUUGUAAGGCCACAAAAACAGUUGCGACACUCAAGAUAUCAAAUAAGAGAUAAAAAUGAUUAUUAAUUGCAUGUUAUUAUUAUUAUUUUAUCAAUAUGGUCUAAAAA
Paramecium tetraurelia is the source of this 579-nucleotide messenger RNA. RefSeq lists its product as uncharacterized. Gene Ontology annotation, cellular component: eukaryotic translation initiation factor 2 complex. Lineage: Eukaryota; Ciliophora; Oligohymenophorea; Peniculida; Parameciidae. Gene Ontology annotation, molecular function: translation initiation factor activity; mRNA binding; translation initiation factor binding. The record is from RefSeq and is a predicted model, not a curated record. Gene Ontology annotation, biological process: translational initiation; formation of translation preinitiation complex; formation of cytoplasmic translation initiation complex. The transcript is spliced from 5 exons.